AUGAGCGUAUCUACUCUGCGGGAAGAUAAAGUGUACGGCCUACUGGGUCUAUCGAGUGAUUCGCAUUCCCUUGGAAUACAACCAGACUAUUCCAUAUCGGCCAACGACCUCUACAUCAAGAGUACGAUAAAGCUUCUAGAAUCAGGAGAUAUCGGAAUCCUCAAUUCCAACGGCGACCUUGCUUGGAAGGGCUGCCAAAAGCUACCCACCUGGGUACCAGACUGGCCGUCCUAUCGCCGAGAAACCCCUUUGAGCCUGUCUCGAUACCGCCCUACCGAAAAUCCACCCCAAUUCGAGAUUUCCUUAGACAGCCGUACUUUGAGAAUCCGGGGACUGGAAGUCGACACCGUAUCCCGCAUUGGCAACCCGCGCACAAACAUUCGGCAAGAACACUUGGUUCCGUUGAACAACGCAAAGCUCGCCAGAUUCCAGCAGGGCUUUUUCAACAAGGUUGGCUACUCGGACCAGAUAACCAUCGUGUCUUCCAGGCGUGUCCGCAUGUGGGAGAAGAUAGGCCUCAGCCUCAAGAGCUACCCGACAGGCGAGGACGUUGCAACAGCGUACUACCGCACCCUUGCUGCGAACAUGGUACCUGAAGAUGCGACACCGACGUAUCUUGAGAAGUGCUACCAACUAUACUAUCGGGACAAUGCUGUCGAAAUGAUGAGGGCCGGGUUCCUUCGCCCCGGCGAGCAGGACAUCGACAGUGCCAUGUAUAAGGAUCUCGUUGCGUACAGUUCGCAAGUGUUCUCCGUCACGCACGGCCGAAAUAUAUUUGUCACAAAGAAGGGGUACAUGGGUCUUUGCCCCCGUUCGACACGGCUCGGUGAUAAAGUUGUAGUGCUUUUCGGAGGGAGAACACCGUUCAUUUUGCGGAAGGCAAGGAAGGGAAGACAUGAGUUCCUCGGAGAGUGUUACGUCCAUGGGAUAAUGAAUGGAGAAGCUGAUGAGAUGGGGAUUCCACCACAGUCGUUUGAAAUUGUUUAG
Molecule: messenger RNA, 987 nt
Organism: Lasiodiplodia theobromae
Lineage: Eukaryota; Fungi; Ascomycota; Dothideomycetes; Botryosphaeriales; Botryosphaeriaceae
Product: Heterokaryon incompatibility protein
Exons: 1
Coding region: 1-987 (328 amino acids)
Source: RefSeq, a predicted model, not a curated record